Molecule: messenger RNA, 270 nt
Organism: Exophiala xenobiotica
Lineage: Eukaryota; Fungi; Ascomycota; Eurotiomycetes; Chaetothyriales; Herpotrichiellaceae
Exons: 3
Coding region: 1-270 (89 amino acids)
Source: RefSeq, a predicted model, not a curated record
AUGCCUUCCAAGCCUACCAUCAAGCGGAUGGCGGUAGACGCUUCGCCACCUGCCGCGAAAGUCAACCGAUCUCCUGCAAUCAAGUCGAGAGAGCGGGUGUCCAGGAAGGUUGUGUACAAUGUCGAUAACAGUGAAGACAAAUUCAAUGAGGAAGAUGAGGAAGACGAGGAGGACGAUCCGGCAUCACCAGCGAGAAAGCAAUUCUCGCCUGCUACUAAGCUUGCGGGGAAAAUAUCCACCAAGACUUCAGCCCAUCAUCACCCCAGAUAA